Molecule: messenger RNA, 1009 nt
Organism: Tinamus guttatus (white-throated tinamou)
Lineage: Eukaryota; Metazoa; Chordata; Aves; Tinamiformes; Tinamidae
Source: RefSeq, a predicted model, not a curated record
GAAAAGAAAGCUGGUUGUUACAAUGAAGUUUGACAAAUUUUUCCGAGAACUUCUGGAGAAUGCAGAAAAAUCCCUAAAUGACAUGUUUGUACGGACGUAUGGGAUGCUAUACAUGCAGAACUCAGAAGUGUUCCAGGAUCUCUUUACAGAACUGAAACGAUAUUAUACAGGAGGCAAUGUGAACUUGGAGGAAAUGCUAAAUGAUUUCUGGGCUCGGCUACUGGAGAGGAUGUUCCAGCUCAUAAACCCCCAGUAUCAUUUCACUGAGGACUACUUGGAGUGUGUGAGCAAAUACACAGACCAGCUGAAACCGUUUGGAGAUGUCCCGAGAAAGCUGAAGGUUCAAGUGACUAGAGCUUUCAUUGCUGCAAGGACCUUUGUUCAGGGGCUGACUGUAGGCAGAGAGGUUGCAAACAGAGUAUCCAAGGUCAGUCCCACCCCAGGGUGCAUCCGGGCGCUAAUGAAGAUGUUGUACUGCCCUUACUGCAGAGGACUUCCCACUGUGAAACCUUGCAACAACUAUUGCCUCAAUGUAAUGAAGGGCUGCCUAGCAAAUCAGGCUGAUUUGGAUACUGAGUGGAAUCUGUUCAUAGAUGCGAUGCUUCUGGUAGCUGAGAGAUUAGAAGGGCCGUUCAACAUUGAAUCAGUCAUGGAUCCUAUUGAUGUCAAGAUUUCUGAAGCCAUCAUGAACAUGCAAGAAAACAGCAUGCAGGUGUCAGCAAAGGUUUUCCAAGGAUGUGGCCAGCCUAAACCAGCACCUGCACUGAGAUCUUCUCGUUCUGUCCCUGACAACUUCAAUACCCGUUUCAGACCUUAUAAUCCGGAGGAGCGACCUACAACUGCUGCUGGCACGAGUUUGGAUAGGCUGGUAACAGACAUUAAAGAAAAACUAAAGCUCUCUAAAAAGUUCUGGUCAGCAUUACCAUACACAAUCUGCAAAGAUGAACGCGUGACAGCUGGUUCGUUGAAUGAGGAGGACUGCUGGAACGGCCACACCAAGGCGAGGUGA